Messenger RNA from Gopherus evgoodei (Goodes thornscrub tortoise), 3558 nucleotides. Its product is annotated as NACHT, LRR and PYD domains-containing protein 12-like. Gene Ontology annotation, cellular component: cytoplasm. The coding region runs from base 247 to 3558 and encodes 1103 amino acids. The record is from RefSeq and is a predicted model, not a curated record. Gene Ontology annotation, molecular function: protein binding. The transcript has 13 exons. NCBI's taxonomy places the organism in Eukaryota, Metazoa, Chordata, Testudines, Testudinidae.
ACUCACGACAUCCAUGGAAGCAGAUCUGUAUCAGGAGAGGACAAAUGCACACAGUCUCUGGUUGAAAUUCAUGAUGUACUGAUAGAGGUUUGAGCAGUUACUGUGCUGAUGUGGCUUUUUGGUGACAGUAUUGCAGCUUGGACUUCCUGUUUUUUUUAUUCAUGCGUCUGACCACUGAGAAGAUUGAAGGAGAAGAAGUACAUUGAACUGAUUAUGUCUUGUGUAUAACGUCUUCCUGGCCAACAGAUGAUGGCAAUUACAAGCAGCAAAAUUAAUGACCUUCUCUUAUGUGCACUGGAUGAACUCUCUCAGGAAAAUUUUAAAAGAUUUAAAGACAAAUUAUCUUUUAUUGACUUUGAUGGAGGAGGUAACAUCCCCCAAGGUCCACUGGAGAAUGCAGACAGAAUAGAUACGAAGAAUCUCCUGGUGAAAUUCUACGGUGAAGACACUGUGUUAGAUGUAGCUAUAGAAGUAUUCACCCAGAUCAAUCUGAGAGACUCUGCAGUUAAACUCAAAGAAGAAAAAAGAAAAGAUUACAGGAUGACAUACAGUCAACAUAUACAGGAAGAAUACCAAUUUAUAGAAGACAGGAAUGCUCGUCUGGGUGAGUGUGUGAGUCUAAACAGAAGAUACACACAGCUGCUUAUUGUAAAGGAACAUCGCCAUUGGGAGGCCAAACAACAUGAAAUAAUGGCAACAGGAAAGAGACAUGCAGAGAUCCUGGCUAAGACAGCUACUCCAACUAAGGUAGAAAGUUUGUUCAACAUUGAUAAACACAGACCAACACCACGAACCAUUGUGCUUCAGGGAGCUGCUGGGAUUGGGAAAACAAUGACAGUAAGAAAGAUCAUGUUGGACUGGGCAUCUGAAAAAAUCUAUCCUGGCAGAUUUGAUUAUGUUUUCUACAUAAGCUGCAGAGAAAUGAACCUGUCUACCAAGCAGAUAAGUGUUGCUGAUUUGAUUUUAAACAAUUGCCCUAACAAAAAUGCGCCAAUUAAAGAUAUUUUGAUGGAUCCAGAAAAACUCCUUUUUAUAAUUGAUGGUUUUGACGAAUUUAAAUUUUCAUUUGAUCAACAAAUUACUAAUUUGUACACUGAUCCCUGUGAGAAGCAGCCAGUGGAAAUCAUAUUGGGCAGUUUAUUUAGGAAAAAAGUUCUUCCAAAAUCAUUCUUACUGAUCACAACAAGACCGACUGCUCUGGAAAAACUCCAAAACUGUCUAAAGUUUCCGCAUUAUGCAGAGAUCUUGGGAUUUUCUGAGGAAGACAGGGAGGAGUAUUUCCACAAGUUCUUUGAAGAUAAAAAACAAGCAGCAAAAGCUUUUGGAUUUGUAAUAGAGAAUGAAAUUCUCUUUACAAUGUGUUUUGUCCCAAUUGUAUGUUGGAUUAUCUGCACUGUGAUCAAACAACAGAUUGAAAAAGGUGAAGAUCUCACACAAACUUCAAAAACAACCACUGCAGUGUAUAUGCUCUUUCUGUCCAAUUUAUUACGGGAUCAUAGCUGCAUGUCAAAGCAUUCCAGACAAACUAAUCUGAGAAAGCUGUGCUCCUUAGCCAGAGAAGGAGUCUGGCGAAAGAUAAUACUGUUUGAAGAAGAUGAUCUCAAGAAGCAUGGUUUAGAUGUAUCCAAUAUUCAAUCCCUCUUUCUCAACAAGAGCAUUUUUCAAAAAGAUAUUGACUGUGAACAUGCCUACAGCUUCAUUCACCUAAGUUUUCAAGAGUUUUUUGCAGCUUUGUUUUAUGUACUGGAGGAAGAGGAAGAAACAGUGGAAGAGUCAGUGAUAGUUACAAAAGAUGUGUCUAAACUAUUACAAAGUUAUGAAGAACCUAAAAAUGAUUAUUUAAUGUUAACAGUGCGUUUCCUGUUUGGUCUCUUAAACAUGGAUAGAAUGAAGGAGAUUGAGAAAUUCUUAGGUUGUAAAACUUCGCUUGAAACAAAGAGCAAAGUACUGAACUGGGUUGAAGAAGUAGGCAUAGCAUUGGCGUCUCUGUCCUCUAAAGACCGGAACAAAAAUAAGUUCAAGUUUGAAUUGUUCCACUUUUUGUUUGAGAUUCAAGAAGAAGAAAUUGUGACACAUGCAAUGGAUUGUUUCCCAUGUAUUCACCUGGAACGGACUUGUUUUUCAAAAAUGCAGUUUACAGUUCUUUCCUUCUGUUUGAAGAACUGUCGAAGAAUGCAGUCACUUUUUCUGUCUUUUUGUUCAUCUCAAGCCAGUGCAAGAAAACCAAAAAGUGCAAACCAGCCCUUGACACAGUUGGAUGAGGAUGAAAAGGCUUGCCAGAGUAAUUUAAUAAAAAAAGAGCUGGUGGAAGGAUUGAAGCAUCCAAACUGCAAAGUGCAGAAACUUGGGUUUCCAUGGUGCCAGCUCAAUUAUGAGGAUUAUAAGAAUCUCACCUCACUUCUUAGUGCAAAGCAGAUGCUGACAGAGCUGGAUCUGAGAGGUAAUAGUUUUCGGAGUAGUAUGAUGAAUGAAGGACUGAGUCUCCUAUGUGAAGGAUUGAAACACUCCAACUGUAUGCUACAGAAGCUAGUGUUGAGAAACUGUUGUAUCAAUAACUCUGACUGCAAGCAGCUUGCUUCAGUUCUCAGUACAAAUCAAAACUUGAAAGAGCUGGACCUGAGAGGCAAUAAUCAAGGAGAUGCAGGAGUGAAGCUGUUGUGUGAAGGACUGAAACAUCCAGAUUGCAAACUGCAAAAACUAGUCACCAACCAGAAUCUGAGAGAGCUGGACCUGGAGAUAAAUAAACUGGGAUAUUUAGGAGUGCAGCAGCUUUGUGAAGGAUUGAAACAUGCAACCUGCAAACUGGAGAUACUCCGGUUGGGACACUGUGGUAUCAUUUUCUAUGAUUGCAAGUAUCUUGCCUUAGUUCUCAGUACAAAUCAAACUUUGAAAGAGCUGGACCUUAGUGGCAGCAAACUGGGAGAUUUAGGAGUGAACCAGCUGUGUGAAGGACUGAAACAUCCCGAUUGCAAACUGCAGAAACUGAUGUUGGGAGACUGUGGUAUCACAGCCUCUAGUUGCAAGUAUUUUGCCUCAGUUCUCAGUAUGAAUCAAACUUUGAAAGAGCUGGACCUGAGAGGCAGCAAACUGGGAGAUUUAGGAGUGAAGCAGCUGUGUGAAGGAUUGAAACAUCCCAACUGCAAACUGCAGAGACUGGUGUUGGGAGACUGUGGUAUCACAGCCUCUGGUUGCAAGUAUUUUGCCUCAAUUCUCAGUACAAAUCAAACUUUGAAAGAGCUGGACCUGAGAGGCAGCAAACUGGGAGAUUUAGGAGUGAAGCAGCUGUGUGAAGGAUUGAAACAUCCCAACUGCAAACUGCAGAGACUGGUGCUGUCUUACUGCAUACUCACAGCUGGUUGUUGUGGGGAUCUUUCCUCUGUCCUCAGUACCAAUCAGACUCUGAGAGAGCUGGACCUGGAGAGAAAUGAACUGGGAGAUUCAAUGUUGUUAGUGGGAUAUUCAGGAGUGCAGCAGCUUUGUGAAGGAUUGAAGGAUGAAACCUGCAAACUGGAGAUACUCAGGUGGCCUCCUAUGACAUGCAUUACCCCUUAUGCUUAA